Messenger RNA from Callorhinchus milii (elephant shark), 9349 nucleotides. Its product is annotated as receptor tyrosine-protein kinase erbB-4. Gene Ontology annotation, biological process: cell surface receptor protein tyrosine kinase signaling pathway; positive regulation of kinase activity; positive regulation of cell population proliferation. The transcript is spliced from 29 exons. Bases 129 to 4106 code for a protein of 1325 amino acids. The record is from RefSeq and is a predicted model, not a curated record. NCBI's taxonomy places the organism in Eukaryota, Metazoa, Chordata, Chondrichthyes, Chimaeriformes, Callorhinchidae. Gene Ontology annotation, molecular function: ATP binding; transmembrane receptor protein tyrosine kinase activity; epidermal growth factor receptor binding. Gene Ontology annotation, cellular component: basal plasma membrane; signaling receptor complex.
GAGGGUGCAAAAGGGGUGGAGGGGUGGAGGGGGGCUGGAGAAAGACACUGGACUCGCUGCCUCCUCAUAAGGAUACACUGGCAGUCAUGUAAUUUUUACGCAGAACUGAGUGACCAGACGAGAAAACGAUGAAGUUGGCGACGCUUCUGGCUGUGAGCUUUCUCCUUGCAGUGGUGAAGAUGCGGGGAAGUCUGUCUCAGUCAGUAUGUGCGGGGACAGAGAACAAGCUCAGUACCCUCUCGGACUUGGAGCAGCAGUAUCGGGCUCUGCGGAAGAAUUACGAAAACUGUGAAGUUGUCAUGGGGAACCUGGAGAUUACCAACAUUGAUCGGAACAGAGACCUCUCCUUCCUGCGGUCCAUCCGAGAAGUCACUGGCUAUAUCUUGGUAGCCCUGAACCAGUUUGAAUACUUGCCAUUGGAGAAUCUCAGAAUCAUCCGUGGGACAAAGAUGUAUGAAGAACGAUAUGCGCUGACGGUCCUGCUUAACUACAAAAAAGAUGGCAACUUUGGACUGAGACAGUUAGGCCUGCAAAACCUGACAGAAAUCCUGAACGGGGGCAUCUAUAUUGACCAGAACAAGUUCCUGUGUUAUGCAAAUACUGUUCACUGGCAGGAUAUUGUUCGUAGCACUGCAAAUGCAGACACCAUAAUCGUUCCAACCAACACCACCGUGGCAUGUGGUAGAUGCCACAAGUCUUGCAAAGGUCGAUGUUGGGGUCCAUCAGUGAACCAGUGUCAAAGCCUAACGAAGACCGUGUGUGCAGAGCAGUGUGAUGGACGGUGCUUUGGCCCAUACGUCAGUGACUGCUGCCACAGGGAAUGUGCAGGUGGCUGCUCUGGACCAAAGGACACUGACUGCUUUGCCUGCACCAACUUCAACGACAGUGGAGCCUGCGUCACACAGUGUCCUUUACCAUUUAUUUACAACACCAUGAGUUUCCAGCUGGAAUCUAACCCACAGGCCAAGUAUACGUAUGGAGCCUUCUGUGUCAAGAAAUGUCCACAUAACUUUGUGGUGGACUACAGCUCCUGCGUGCGUGCAUGUCCAAGCAAUAAGAUGGAAGUAGAAGAAAAUGGAAUUAAAGUGUGCAAACCAUGCACAGAUAUUUGUCCGAAAGUUUGUGAUGGUAUUGGUACUGGGAGCUUACAAAUGGCAAAAACAGUUGACUCGAGCAACAUUGACAAGUUUGUGAACUGCACCAAAAUCAAUGGAAACCUUAUUUUUCUGAUUACUGGCAUUGAGGGUGACCCUUAUCAUAAUAUCGCGGCUUUGGAUCCCGAGAAAUUGAAUGUCUUUCGGACGGUCCGAGAGAUAACAGGAUUUUUGAACAUCCAGUCGUGGCCGAGAAAUAUGUCCGAUUUCAAUGUGUUUUCCAACCUGGUGAUAAUCGGUGGCAGGAGCUUGUACAGUGGGAUUUCCCUGCUGAUUUUGAAACAACAGUGGGUAACAUCACUCCACUUCCAGUCCCUAAUGGAAAUCAGCGCAGGCAACGUAUAUGUGUCGGACAACCCAAGCCUGUGCUAUUAUCACACUGUGAACUGGACUGUGCUGUUCAGAACCAACUCACAGAAACCAGUCAUAAAGAAUAAUAGAAAUUCACAGAACUGCACUUCUGAUAAGAUGGUGUGUGAUGCCCUCUGUUCAGACAACGGCUGCUGGGGACCAGGACCAGACCAAUGCUUGUCUUGCAGGUUCUUCAGUAGAGGGAGCAACUGCACUGAAUCCUGUAACUUAUAUGAGGGGGAAUUCCGAGAAUUUGCAAACGGCACCGUCUGCAUGGAAUGUGACGGACAAUGCGAGAAAAUGGAUGAAGAUAUAGUGACGUGCCAUGGAUUGGGCCCCGACCACUGCACUAAGUGUUCCCAUUACAUGGACGGCCCCAACUGUGUGGAGAAAUGCCCAGACGGUCUUCAGGGAGCCAGCAGUUUCAUUUUCAAGUUUGCUGAUUCUACAAACGAGUGCCACCCUUGCCAUUCGAACUGUACCCAGGGGUGCACAGGCCCACGUACUCAGGACUGCACCGGGAUGAUGGAUAGGACUCCACUGAUUGCCGCUGGGGUGAUUGGCGGUCUCUUCAUCAUGGUCAUUAUGGCUCUGGUGUUUGCCGUGUACGUCAGGAGAAAGAGCAUCAGGAAGAAGCGAGCAUUGCGCCGAUUUCUGGAAACCGAGUUGGUGGAGCCUUUAACCCCCAGUGGUGCCGCACCUAAUCAGGCACAGCUUCGAAUCCUCAAGGAGACUGAAUUGAAACGAGUCAAAAUUCUGGGUUCUGGUGCCUUUGGGACUGUGUACAAAGGAAUCUGGGUCCCAGAGGGAGAGACGGUGAAGAUUCCUGUGGCCAUUAAGAUCCUACGUGAGAGAACAGGUCCCAAGGCUAAUGUAGAAUUUAUGGACGAGGCUCUGAUCAUGGCCAGCAUGGAUCACCCACACCUGGUUCGUCUUUUGGGUGUUUGUCUGAGCCCCACGAUCCAACUGGUCACUCAGCUGAUGCCCCAUGGCUGCCUGCUGGACUACGUUCGUGAACACAAGGAUAACAUCGGGUCCCAGUUGCUUCUGAACUGGUGUGUCCAAAUUGCUAAGGGAAUGAUGUACCUUGAAGAUAGGCGCCUUGUUCAUCGAGAUCUGGCUGCAAGAAACGUACUUGUCAAAUCACCGAAUCACAUUAAGAUCACAGACUUCGGCUUGGCCAGGCUGCUGGAUGUGGAUGAGAAGGAAUAUAAUGCGGAUGGAGGAAAGAUGCCAAUUAAGUGGAUGGCAUUGGAGUGCAUUCACUACAGGAAAUUCACUCAUCAGAGCGACGUCUGGAGUUAUGGUGUCACCAUUUGGGAACUAAUGACAUUUGGCGGUAAGCCUUACGAUGGCAUCCCGGCCCGUGAAAUACCAGACAUUUUGGAAAAAGGGGAACGUCUUUCUCAACCUCCAAUUUGCACGAUUGAUGUCUAUAUGGUCAUGGUGAAAUGUUGGAUGAUCGAUGCAGACAGCAGACCAAAAUUUAAAGAACUGGCAGCAGAAUUUUCCAGAAUGGCACGAGACCCUCAGAGAUACUUAGUAAUUCAGGGUGACGACCGUAUGAAGCUACCCAGUCCAAAUGACAGUAAGUUUUUCCAGAGCCUGUUGGAUGAAGAAGAGCUGGAAGACAUGAUGGAUGCUGAGGAGUACCUUGUCCCUCAGGCCUUCAACAUCCCACCACCUAUAUACAGCUCCAGGCAGAGAAUUGAUUCCAAUCGGAGCCAAACAGGACACAGCCCUCCUCCUGCCUACACUUCCAUGUCAGGAAAUCAGUUUGUUUAUCGCGACGGAAUCUUUAAUCCAGAAGAAGGAUUAUCACUGCAUAACCGGCCCUCGAACUGCAUUGGCUCAGAAUCGCUGGAUGGCCAGAGUGCGGCCUUGUCUCUGGACGUGUUUGACGAUACGUGCUGCAACGGGACUCUGAGGAAACUGGGGCCUCGCUCACGGGAGGACAGCACGACCCAGAGAUACAGUGCCGAUCCAACCGUCUUUCUAUCUGAGCGAAAUCAGAGGGGAGACCUGGAUGAGGAUGGCUACAUGACACCCAUUCAAGACAAAAAGAUGGCAGGUGUUAGUGAACGAGGCUGUGGCACAUUGGAGGAGAGAGUCCAUGCGAGAUCAUCCGCAGUGGAUCCCAAGUCUAAACCAACUCGCACAGAGUAUCUGAACCCGGUGGAGGAGAACCCGUUUGUUACCCUUCGAAAGAACGGUGACAUCCACGCGUUGGACAACCCAGAGUACCACAAUGUCCCAGAGGGGCAGCAGAACACAGAAGAUGAGUACGUGAACGAGCCCCUCUAUCUCAACACUUUUGUCAAUGCGGUUGAGAACCCAGAAUAUCUGCAGGAUAAUAAGAUUGCCAUUUCAGAAAAAGUUGACAAGGCUUUUGACAAUCCUGACUACUGGAACCACAGUUUCCCACCCAAGACUGCCGUACAUAACCCUGAGUACCUGAAGGAUUACAGCACAAAGUUUUUUUACAAGCAGAAUGGACGGAUCAAGCCCAUUGUAGCAGAGAACCCUGAAUAUCUUUCAGAGUUUUCGCUAAAGCCAGGGACUGUACUGCCAUCAUACGGACAGAGGAAUACAGUGGUGUAACCCUGCAGCGGGAAGGGAACUCCAGCUAUCUGGAUUUCCUCAUCAAACCAUAAACUCAUAUCCUCGAUAUGGUCUAGAAUGAGAAUGUUGAAGGUAACAGCACGGACAACGAACAUAACAUGUCUGCACAGAAGGAGUUCUAUUUUAUCAAAAUUGAGCCGUGGUCCUUUUGGUUGGACCAUUCAUAGCCUGGACUGUUGAAAGCAAUAUGGUUACAACCAGCAAAAUGAAGGAUAACUGUGGAAAUACCAAAAAUGUAGCUCUUUGGAUUAACCUUUCAUAUUAACCUUUUAUCAAGGACGGUCCUUUGGAGGACGAUUGCACUCACAGAACAAAAUGCAUUGGCCCUCUUUUUUGGUUGCCACAAAAAUACUACUUUUUGGUGGGGGCGGGGGGUGUCAGAAGGAAAAUAGAUACCUGGAGAACUCAGCAUUUAUAGGAUGAAAUCCUGAUGAUUCCCCCCCCUCCUCCCCCCCGGCAAAGUAAAUCCAAUGAAUUUUAACCCUUUCACCAGCGAACAUCCUAAGAGGUUUGAACAAAAUGUUUCCAAGAAAGUAUUAACCUAUUAACCUGCCUUUAGGUUUUACUGCUGUCUAGAUACAUUGCGUAAGAAGGAGUGCUUGGAGUUAGCAAUUGCAUGGGGCAUUCAGUGAAGGUCACGUGAAAUAGAUGGAGCCUAAUGCCCUCUAGUGCAAUAAGAUUUUUCAACAGUGGAACAAGAUGGGGGAAUGGGUUUAACAUUACAAGUCUACUGGAAUAAUCUUGGGGAAAGGGUUAAAACCUACAUGUCGGAUAAGGUUUGGUGCAGGAGCUAAACCAGGUGCACCAAACGUGUCUGGGUGCUCAGCAAUGAACUUCAUCACAAUGUUGACUUUCAUUAUUGAAAUAGCUUGCUGCUAUUUACUUGAAUGAAAGAAGUUAAGUGAGGUUUGUACUAGAUGAGGUAGAUUCUCAUUUUUAAUCUUGCUAAGUAACUAAUGAAGGCAACUUCAUAUAUGGAUAUGUAGCAGAGAUGUUCUUUUUGUAAAGUUACGUAAUUUAAUACAAAAAUAAUGAAUAACUUUUGAAACAUUAGGAAACAAACAGCAGUUCAUAAUUCUGAAAAAAAUAGAAGCUGUGCAAAUGUUUUAUAGCUGAGAAUUUAAUGGAAGGAUUCAUAUUGUCUUUGACAACCACACAUGAGCACUGCCAAUCAUCUUUGUUACUGAGAUUAAUAUUAUCUAUGUCUAUGGAUAUGCUGCUUUUCCAAUCUUUAGCUAGAUUCAUGCAACUAUAACUGGUACAAAACAACCCUGAAAUGGCACUGGGCAGCUGGCUAUCUUUUGGCAAUUUGUAGAGAUAAGUUCCUCUAAAUGGAAGAUAAGUUCCUGUGGAUUAGUUCCUAUAGAUGUAAUUAAGGAUAUUAAGAGUUGUGGUGAAAAGGCAGGGAAAGAUACUAGGGGUUAUGGAGAACAGGUAUAUGUACUGCAAUCAGAUAAGAAAAGAACUUACAUUUUAUAGUGCUUUUUCAAGUCGUAUCGCACAGUGCUUUACAGUAAUUACUUUUGUAGUGAUUAUUUUUGUAGGCAAAUGCAAGCAGCAAUUUGUGCUAGCAAGGUCCCAUUAACAGCCUUGAGGUGAGUAACCAAUUAUUCUGAAUAGUUAUUGGCCAGGACACAUUGAGGAACUUCCUUUCUCUUUUUGGAAUAGUUUCACGAAAUCCUUAGUGUCAGCAGACAGACAGGAACUCGGUUUAAUAUUUUCAUUUGAAACGGCAUCACUGGCAAUGCAGCACAUCCUCCAGUACUGCACUGCAAUGUCAGCCUCAUCUACGAAGCUCCUCUGUAAGUCUCACCUUGGCUUGAACCCACAAAUAAUACAAUGGAAUGUGACAGCUAAUUACAAUAGGAAUUAGUUGAUUAUUUGCAAGUAAUUUAUUUUCAGGUAAACUUCUUUAAAAAAUGUAGUCCUUUCGUUCUUCGUUUUGCUGUCUAACUUGUGAGGCUGCAUCCAAAUAGUUCCAAACUGCCCAAGGAUUUGGAAAGUAACUUGCACAACAAUAAAUGUUGUGUAAGUGAUCGAACGUGUACUUCUACCAAGCACAAAAAUGCAGUUUCCUGCUCCAUGUGAUGGGACAAUAGCCAGCAGUGCUCCCCAGUGUAAGGAGAUAUAAGAUGGAAAGUAGAGUGAGAUUUAUUGUUAGUAGGAAAUGAAUGAGGAGCCCAGGAGAGAGUUGAAGGCACAGAGAUGGUUUGGAAUAGAAUCUAUUGAUGCUAAAUACAAUGAAUAUUUAAAUGGUUGGAGAUAGUGGUACAAACUAGAGUUUCUUUAUUAAUGGUUACUGUAAUGGAUGCUGCUAUGGAUUCUGCCAUAUAGGGAGCAUUAGACAUCUACCUCUCAUGGGCCAUGUUAGAUAUCCCAUGUUCACUACAGAGAUGAAGGUAAGAGGAUAAGUCUUUUGCAUUCAUGCAGUAGUGAUACUACAGCAACAAUUUCUUGGCUUCUAGGUUAUAGUAUUACAUCAAGUGUAACAGUUUUAGUUCAUUGUACUUGAGUCUUGUUAUUUUUAGAGCCCUAGCAUUCUGUCAGACUUGCGCAGUUUAAAUUAUGUUUCCUGUCAUGGUCUUACAAGUCCAAUGCAGGAUUAUUGUUAGUGGUAUAUGCUGGGAAUAGGUGCUGAACAAUCUGUUGCGCUCUACCAUCGUGCUCCCUGACCAGUGCAGAUGACAUUAUUGCAGGAAGCGUACAACGCAUCAACAUGCUAAACGAUAAGAGUAAUCAAAAACAAUCACAAUCAAUGUAUUUCUUGGUUGCACCAUAGCAGGCAUGUAAUCGGCACAGACGGCAGCGAACGGGGACACCUUUAAAGUGCUGCUGUUGCACACUGGACUCAGAGGCUAUACAAGUCACUGAUAGUAUUAAUGGACCCAUCACAGCUGACGUUCAAGGUUUACAAGAAAGCUUGCAGUUGCUGGUUGAUGACCAGCUUUGGGAAUGGCUGAUUCCACUGGACAGGAGUGAGAAAUCUCAUACAAAUGGACUGAAGGCUCUUUUAAGGUGUUACAAUCCAUCAGCUGCUGGAGAUAAAAUUGCGUUCAGACUUGCAGUGCUUUUCUUUCCUCCAUUCCCACAAUCCGUAGCCUUGCUUUCCUCAGUUUAGUUUCUGAAUGAAGCAUCCUCAGAUCUAACUCGCUUCCAACCUUCAUGAGAAAUCGCCGUGUGUUUUGAGUUUUCUUUUGAGUUUGUAAAAGGAAAAUCAUAAUCUGCAGCUGGUUUUGAUUCAUCUUAGAUGGAAAGCUAUCUAUCACUUUCUUCAACAACACUGCAGGCUCUGAAAUUAAGCUUUAGGGUGACGCAGUUUCAAACAGUAGAGGAUACUGUAGUCUAACCACCUAGCAGAUAGUUAGUAGUUGAUUACAAGCACAGCUUUGUUGCUUGCCUAUCAGGUACUCACCGCAAAAACCUAUCUGAUAGACCAAAUUGCAAGUAUGUUGAAGCCACCUUAAAUAAAACAUUCUCUGCACUUCCAAAAGACAUCAACAUAAAAAUGUAAGUGUGUUUCAGUCUCAUUUCAUUGUCUGAGCUGUCAGAUUUGUCAGUGGCUAAUCUCUGAGCUGCCAGGUUUGUCAGUGGGCAGAGUAGAUUGUAGUAAAUGGAGGGUCUAUCAUCUUGAUUAGAACUAAAUGCGGAUCAUUUCAGAGUGACAAUAGGACGGACGCCUUCAGUUGUCUAUUGCAGGGUCAUGUUUCAGGCAGAGCCUGCGCAUGUCAUUGUCCUGAGUAAUUGAAGACCUCCGAACAUGACCAGUUUGGGACAACUCCCAUUUAUUGAGCAGCCCAUCCUCCAAAUUGUUUAGAACAGGGCACUUGCAUUUGUCUGAUAAAUGGGCUCUAGGAAGUUGACUCAGCAUAGAAGAAGUCAAUAAUGUGGGUUGAAAAGUCGAGGCACACUGCAGUAUUCAGUGCAUAACGCUUUGGGCCUCUUAGCCUAUCCGACUGAGAUAAGCACAUUAGCUGUCUGACUGCUGAAGGAAAGAGUCUUGUUGCAUUGGAAACCCUGCAGUAGAAUUUGCUUAUUACUCUUCACCUGCUAUGUGCAUUUCUUAACAUUGUCUGUAAUUUUACAUUUCUGGGUGUUGAUCCUUAUGUUUCACAAAAAUAUGUUUAUUUGCACAGAAUCAGUGUGCAGUAUUAGUGUUUAGAAGAUUUAAUUCUGUAUAGAGGAAUUCCUGGACCAUUGAUUCUAGGAACCCAAUAAUUUAGCCACUCUUAACUGGAAUACUGUACUGAAAAUUUCACUGAAACUAUCAAGCUAUCAUGUAUGGAUGUCAAACGUCAGGUGAUUUUCUCACAUAGGUUACUCUAAAUAAUGCAGUUUGAAUGGAAAACUCCAAAGAUGAAAUAUAUUUUUGGGAUGACCACAGCAUCACAAAAAAGGUUCUUGUAAACUUGGGUAAUGAAGGUGUUCUCUUUGUGGGAAAAAAAGGCACUACAGAUAUUUAGCUGCACAGGCACUGCAGCUGAAAGGGUCGAUGUAUGAAACUUCUGAGCAGCUGUUGAUAAUGAGUAAUUACUAUGUUAAACGGAAAAUGUGAAUAGUAUUUUUUAUAGACAGUUGAAGAAACGGCUAGAUGCAUUUGUAAAUAAUGGUCACUUGCUUUUAAUUUGUGCAACUGUUUUAUUUGGAGCAUAAUUGUCUUUAGGGUUGUUUUGUAUAUAUGUACUUGGACUGUGGAUUGUUUUUUAAAAAUUCACGGAAAAUAGUAAUGCAGACAUUAUUUGUGAUUAUGUGUUCAGCACUAAUUAAUGUGAUGUGUUUAACUUCUGCAUUUGGCUUUAGCUGUAGGAAACUGUAGCUCAGUGUGUGGUGUACUGUUAAUUAACUUUUGUAAACCAGGCAAGAAAAGCAACUGUAUUAUGCACCAUUGCAAUACCAAUAACUGUACUAACUUUGAAGUUAAAAUUCUCUUUAGCCACUAUUUUAGCAUUUAAGCUCUUUUGUUUAAAAAAAUACAAUGAUCAUUUUCUAUAACUGGUCCUUUUGUGCUCAUUUACAGUGCAUCUCCCCCUCCCUAAGUUCUUAUUUGAGCGCUUGGGUAGAGCUACUUACUGUAAAACUUGCAGCAAAUAUAAUGCAGCAGCUUCCAGCUUAGGCAUCAUCCAUACUGUACAAUUUGAAGACUGUUCUUUGUUUUUGUUACAUGAAUCUGUCAAAAAUAUAUUUUUAAUUUAAUAUAAACAAAGUUAAAUAAAUCGUGAAUCACA